Molecule: messenger RNA, 3025 nt
Organism: Impatiens glandulifera
Lineage: Eukaryota; Viridiplantae; Streptophyta; Magnoliopsida; Ericales; Balsaminaceae
Exons: 9
Coding region: 175-2898 (907 amino acids)
Cellular component (GO): cytosol; ribonucleoprotein complex
Molecular function (GO): mRNA binding
Source: RefSeq, a predicted model, not a curated record
UUUGAACUCUCUUCUUCUUCUUACGACUCAAUAUCCCAACAGCUCUUCCCAAUUUCUACAGAAACCCUAAACUAAGUGAUCGGGAGAGAGAAGUGUUCUUCAAUAUUAUCUGAUUCCAAUCAAACUCAGGUUGGUCAAGCUUUCGUUGUACGGUACUACCGUAUCUUGUUUGGAAUGCCGUCUUUUGCUCACCUUUUUUAUCAGGACAUCAGCCAACUUGGUCAUCCGGAUGCUAGUGGGGAAAUGAUUAUCACUACAACUAUGGAGGCAAUUAAGGAGAAGAUAUUGUCCCUGCACUAUGAUCAAUUCAGAGCACAGAUUCAAUCAGUUGAUGUACAAGAAUCUUGCAACAAUGGGGUUAAGAUACUUGUAACUGGUUAUAUGAUCGGAACGGAUGAACUGGCUAGGAAAUUCGCACAAACAUUUUUCCUUGCACCAAAAGAGGGAGGCUAUUUUAUCUUGAAUGACAUGUUCCGUUUUGUGGGGCAAGAUCCUUUUCCUAUAGAGUCCAACAAAGAGAAGAUUAUGGAUGUUGUGGGCAAUGUACAAACAAUGGUUAAUGUAGAUGAGGUUCCUCUUGUUGAAGUUGUUGAUCAAGUACCUAAUGUAGAAACAGUGGUUGAUGAGGAGGAGCUUCCACUUGUUGAAGUUGUUGAUGAAGUACCUAAAAUAGAAACAUUGGUUCACGAAGAGGAGGUUCCGCAUGUUGAAACUGUUGAUGAAGUACCUAACGUAGAAAAAGUGGUUCAUGCAAAAGAGGUUUCACUUAUUGUUCAUGAAGUACCUAACGUAGAAAAAGUGGUUGAUGCAAAAGAGGUUCCACUUGUUGAAAUUGUUGAUGAAGUACCUAAUGUCGAAACAUUGGUUGUUACAGAGGAUGUUCCACUUGUUGAUGUAUUACCCAGUGUAGAAACAGUGGUUAGUGCAGAGGAGGUUCCACCUGUUAUAGUUGUUGAUGAAGUACCUAAUCUAGAAACAGUGAUUGAUGUGAAGGAGGUUCCACUUGUUGAUAAUGUUGAUGAAAUACGUAAUGUAGAAACAAAUAAUGAUGCAGAGGAGGUUCCUCUUGUUGAAAUUGUUGAUCAAGUCCCAAAUGUGGAAAAAGUAGUUGAUGGGGAGGAGGUUCCACUUGUUGAAGUUAUUGAUCAAGUUCCUAAUGUAGAAACAGUGGUUGAUGCAGAGGAGGUUCCACUUGUUGAUCAAUUUUCUAAUGUAGAAACAGUGGUUGAUGCGGAGGAGGUUCCACUUGUUGAUCAAUUUUCUAAUGUAGAAACAGUGGUUGAUGCUGAGGAGGUUCCACUUCUUGAAGUUGUUAAUCAAGUUCCUAAUGCUGAAAUAGUGGUUGAUGCGGAGGAGGUUCCACUUGUUGAAGUUGUUGAUCAAGUUCCUAAUGUAGAAACAGUGGUUGAUGCGAAGGAGGUUCCACUUGUUGAAGUUGUUGAUCAAGUUCCUAAUGUAGAAACAGUGGUUGAUGUGAAGGAGGUUCCACUUGUUGAAGUUGUUAAUCAAGUUCCUAAUGUAGAAACAGUGGUUGAUGCGGAGGAGGUUCCACUUGUUGAAGCUGUUGAUCAAGUUCCUAAUGUAGAAACAGUGGUUGAUGCGAAGGAAGUUCCACUUGUUGAAGUUGUUGAAGUACCUAAUGUAGAAGCAAUGAAUGAUGCAGAGGAGGUUCCUCCUGUUGAAGUUAUUGAUCAAGUUUCUAAUCUAGAAAAGGUGGUUGAUGCGGAGGAGCUUCCACUUGUUGAACUUGUUGUUGAAGUACCUAAAGUGGAAACAGCGGUUGAUGCAGAGGAGGUUCCACUUAUUGAAGUUGUUGAUGAAUUACCUAAAGUGGAAACAGUGGUUGAUGUGGAGGAGGUUCCACUUAUUGAAGUUGUUGAUGAAGUACAUAAUAUAGAACCAAUGGUUGAUGCAGAGGAGGUUCCUCUUGUUCAGGUUGUUGAGGAAGUGCCUAAUGUCGAAACAAGGGUUGAUGCGGAAAAGGUAAUUGAUGCAGAGGUGGUUCCUCUUGUUCAUGUUGUUGAGGAAGUACCUAAUGUCGAAACAAUGGUUGAUGCGGAAAAGGUUCCACUUGUUGAAGUUGUUGAUGAUGUAACUAAUGUGGAAACAGUGGUUGCUGCGGACAAAGUUCCACUUGUUGAAGUUGUUGAUAAAAUGCCGGUUGACGCAGUGGAGAUUCCACAUGUUAAAGUUUUUAACGUGGACACAAGUGGUGCAUGUACGGUGUCAUCUAGUGUUGCAAUGUGUCAGAUUAUUACCAACAAGGAGGAGUUGUAUUUGCUAGAUAAACUACCUUCUGAAGUUAGGGAAGUUGUUGAUGGAUUAGCACAUGAUCAUUUUAGCAUGGCUGAAACAAAGGAGGUUCCAUUUGCUAUAAUUGUUGAUCAAGUACAUGAUGAUUCCAAAAUAGAUGCAGCGCUAAAGAAACCCCAUGCUCCCACUGAAACCGUAGCAACACUUCCAUCUCAUAGUGAAAUUGUGCAGCCCUCCAUAUUAGAAGGUGAAGUAGUACCCAUUUCUGCUGAAGCAGCUGGUGAUUACUCAAUCUAUAUAAAGUACCUCCCAGUGAGUGUAACCACUUCAAUUCUUGAGGAUGAGUUUAAGAGAUUUGGAGCUAUUAAGGAGGGUGGUGUGCAAUUCCAAAAGAACAAACAAGGAUUCUUUUUUGGGUUUGUUCGAUUCGAGGAGGCAAAUUCAGUUCAAAAAGCACUUGAGGCCUCUCCGGUUGAGAUUGGUGGACGUGAAAUUGUUGUUGAGGAAAAGCGACCUCCGAAUUCAAGAGGUGGAAGAGGAGCACAUAGGUUCAGGGAUGAUGUAAUGAGAGGACGAGGAUUUUAUGGUUUACCAAUAGGAAUGGGAGAAAGAGGAAGAGGAAGGUGGUGGAGACUACAUCGGUAAAGGUCUUUUUAGUACGUUUUUUUGUUUUCGGUAUUUUCUUCUUUGAAAUUUGAGAUGUGGAAUAGGCAACCAUUACUAAUAAUGUUGUUGAUUGAUGAAAUAAAUAGUGUAUAGAGUGUUAAUUGAA